UUACGAGAAGGCAGGUCGGCGGAGAUUGCGAGAAGGCAGGUCGGCGGAGAUUGCGAGAAGACAGGUCGGCGGAGAUUGCGAGAAGACAGGUCGGCGGAGAUUGCGAGAAGGCAGGUCGGCGGAGAUGGCGAGAAGGCAGGUCGGAGCAGAUUGCGAGAAGGCAGGUCGGCGCAGUUUGCGAGAAGGCAGGUCGGAGCAGUUUGCGAGAAGGCAGGUCGGCGGAGAUUGCGAGAAGGCAGGUCGGCGCAGUUUGCGAGAAGGCAGGUCGGGAGCAGAUUGCGAGAAGGCAGGUCAGCAGAGAUUGCGAAAAAAAGGCAGGUCGGCGGAGAUUGCGAGAAGACAGGUCAGCGCAGUUUGCGAGAAGGACAGGUCAGGAGCAGUUUGCGAGAAGACAGGUCGCAGAGAUUGCGAGAAGGCAGGUCGGCAGAGAUUGCGAGAAGGCAGGUCGGAGCAGAUUGCGAGAAGGCAGGUCGGCGCAGUUUGCGAGAAGGCAGGUCGGCGCAGUUUGCGAGAAGGCAGGUCGGCGCAGUUUGCGAGAAGACAGGUCGGCGGAGAUUGCGAGAA
This is a messenger RNA of Staurois parvus, 564 nucleotides long. NCBI's taxonomy places the organism in Eukaryota, Metazoa, Chordata, Amphibia, Anura, Ranidae. The record is from the annotation of a GenBank genome assembly.